Messenger RNA from Nicrophorus vespilloides, 2926 nucleotides. RefSeq names its product acetylcholine receptor subunit beta-like 1 (gene nAChRbeta1). The transcript has 8 exons. Gene Ontology annotation, biological process: signal transduction; regulation of membrane potential; monoatomic ion transmembrane transport. Lineage: Eukaryota; Metazoa; Arthropoda; Insecta; Coleoptera; Silphidae. Gene Ontology annotation, cellular component: postsynaptic membrane; synapse; neuron projection. Gene Ontology annotation, molecular function: transmembrane signaling receptor activity; acetylcholine-gated monoatomic cation-selective channel activity. The record is from RefSeq and is a predicted model, not a curated record. Bases 326 to 1879 code for a protein of 517 amino acids.
GGGGGUGGAUUCUGCGCUCUAAAUGGUCCUGCCAUCUAGACACAAAUCUGAAAAUUAUUCGCGAGGGGGUGGUGUCGCGCGACGUUCCACGCCGUUUUCUCAGUAUGGAAAGGAGGGUGUGUUUCAGCACUUAACGGGUCCUUGAUAGUACUUCUGGCAAUGUUCGCGAAAGUGCAGAAUGUAUCGUGUGGAUAGUGGUGGCAGGAAGACGACGAAACACGGCACCCAAAGUGUGGCGGUUCGCGCCCUCCGGUCGGAUCGGGCCAUGGACUUGUCUUCUCUCGCCCGCAUCCGAUGAUCCAAUAAUCUCCAAAGUGAGAGCGAGAUGCUCGCGAUGUGGGGAUCGCCGACCCUGCGGCUCUUCAUGAUCCUGACUUAUCUCUUCAUCAAAGGCGAUUGCUCCGAAGAUGAAGAGAGAUUGGUGCGCGACUUAUUCAGGGGCUACAAUAAGCUGAUUCGCCCCGUCCAAAAUAUGACCGAGAAAGUGGACGUCAGAUUUGGUCUCGCCUUCGUCCAGUUGAUUAAUGUGAACGAGAAGAACCAAAUCAUGAAGUCCAACGUUUGGUUAAGAUUGGUAUGGAACGAUUACCAAUUGCAAUGGGAUGAGGCUGAUUAUGGAGGCAUAGCUGUUUUGCGAUUGCCCCCGGACAAGGUCUGGAAGCCCGACAUCGUGCUGUUCAAUAAUGCCGACGGUAAUUACGAAGUCAGGUAUAAAUCGAACGUGUUAAUUUAUCCAAACGGCGAGGUGCUCUGGGUGCCUCCUGCCAUCUACCAAAGCUCCUGCACCAUCGACGUGACGUACUUUCCGUUCGACCAACAGACGUGCAUAAUGAAGUUUGGUUCCUGGACGUUCAACGGAGACCAGGUUUCCCUUGCGCUCUACAACAAUAAAAAUUUUGUUGAUUUAUCCGAUUAUUGGAAGUCCGGCACGUGGGACAUCAUCGAAGUGCCCGCCUACCUCAACAUUUACGAGGGCAAUCAUCCCACCGAAACGGACAUCACCUUUUAUAUUAUAAUCCGGCGGAAAACCUUGUUCUACACAGUUAAUUUAAUCCUUCCCACGGUGCUCAUCUCGUUCCUCUGCGUCCUCGUAUUUUAUUUGCCCGCAGAGGCCGGCGAAAAGGUCACCCUUGGCAUCAGCAUUCUGUUGUCGCUAGUGGUGUUCCUGCUGCUCGUAUCCAAAAUCCUGCCACCCACCUCGCUCGUAUUACCUCUCAUUGCCAAGUACCUACUUUUCACAUUCAUCAUGAACACCGUCAGUAUUUUAGUCACCGUUGUUAUAAUUAAUUGGAACUUUAGAGGUCCACGCACACACAGAAUGCCUUCGUGGAUCCGGUCAGUAUUCUUGAACUACCUGCCGGCGAUGCUGUUGAUGAAGCGACCGAGGAAGACACGACUGCGAUGGAUGAUGGAGAUGCCAGGGAUGGGUGUACCGCCUCACCCGUACGGCUCGCCUGCCGACAUACCCAAGCACAUAAGCUCAAUCGAGUCUCAAAGCAAAGUGGAAGUGAUGGAGCUGUCCGACCUGCACCAUCCCAAUUGUAAAAUAAACAGAAAACUGAAUACCGAAAUCGGGGUUGGCGUGGGUGCGGAAAGUUGUAGGCGGGAAAGCGAAAGUUCCGAUUCCAUACUUCUCUCCCCGGAAGCUUCGAAGGCUACCGAGGCUGUCGAGUUCAUCGCCGAACAUCUGCGCAACGAAGAUCUCUACAUUCAGACGCGCGAGGAUUGGAAGUACGUUGCGAUGGUGAUCGAUAGACUCCAACUGUACAUGUUCUUCAUAGUCACGACUGCCGGAACUGUGGGAAUCCUAAUGGACGCUCCUCACAUCUUCGAAUAUGUUGAUCAAGAUCGAAUCAUUGAGAUUUAUCGCGGCAAAUAGGGGCGCACAUGCCCAAGAAUAGAAACAAACAAAAGUAAUAAUAAUAAUAACAAUAGAACAGAAUCUGAACGUAUAAGUAUAACAUGGCUUCCUAAUAGCUGGCAAAAAUCAUGUGGCUUCCAUGGGACAGCACACAGAGCAUUAAUCUUCAUGUUGUGGUUAUUUAUUCCGGAUUCUUCUAGAGCGCCUCUACGUGAUGGCUGCACGAUAUCUAUCAUCAUCUAUAUAACUCAUCAUCUUGUUCCUUGUAUUAUUUUUGCCGAGUGACAAUCGACUUAUUAUUACCAUACCAUAAUAAUAAUAAUGAUAACUAAAUACCAAUCCCCGUUACUGGCGGUUAUCAAAAGCAAAUGGAAACGGAGAACAUAAGAAAAUGGAAGCUGAUCCACAACUGUGAUCGCGGAAUCCCGCGAAAAUGGCUCGCACACUUCAAAACUUAAUAAUUAAAUAAACAUUAACCAAAUUCAUCUCGAAUUCGGUCGGUCCAAAUUAUACCGGGGGAAACUAUAAUUGGGAGUAAUCGAUUACGUAAUCUAUUGGAAAGGUACAAACGUUCAAAGCAAACGCUAACCAAACUGAAACCAAAGUAAUAAGUAAGUAAGUCAAAACGUGUUUAACCAACUUCGAUUAAUUUUUAAAUAUUUCGAAAUAAGGGAGCAGAAACGCCAACGCUCUUCGUCUAUUAAUGCAAAUCAAAGUAAACAAAGCAAAAGAAAUAUCGCAAAGAAAAUAUAUAAUUAAAAUGUUGUUAUGUAAUGGUUAGAGAUUCGGUAGCCAAAGCUCAAGUCACAAAAUUAAUUUUAAACGUAAAACUUAUAUAUAUAUAGGUACAAAUAUAUAUAUAAAGAAUCGAUAAAAAAAAAGAAGUGAAGAGUCUUAAGUAAAUGUAUGAAAUAGAGACUGCAUCGUUUGCGAAAGCCUAUUAACCAGGAAUUUAACAGUUGCAUUCAACAUUGAAGACAGAGAAAAGUAAUAAAGUUGUAAUAUUAAUUUAAUAAUAAUAAUAAUAACGACGUACUGCAUUUUCGUGUAUCGUUUUUUGUAUGU